This is a messenger RNA of Gongylonema pulchrum, 318 nucleotides long. The record is from the annotation of a GenBank genome assembly. NCBI's taxonomy places the organism in Eukaryota, Metazoa, Nematoda, Chromadorea, Rhabditida, Gongylonematidae.
AUGAUCGAGACGGCUCGUGUACUCUUCUCCACUGAGGGAGCACUGAUCGAAGUUACAAUACCUCUUAUUGUGGUCGGGCUGAUUGUUUUUUCAGGCCAGGCAAUGCGUCUGUGGAAGGAAUUCAACGAUUUAUUCUCGAUUUUACCAUUCAGUGCCGUUAUCAAGGGCAAAAUACUUUGCAUGCAUGGAGGCUUGAGCCCACAUCUCGAGAGUCUCGAUGAUAUUCGCAAUGUAAUGCAUUUUUUAAAAAACGGCGAGUUUCUGAAAAAACUGCGGCUCAUUGCGCCGGGGAUUCUUAAGAAGUUCCUCAGGGAUUGA